GAUCACAUUACAGGUAGCUAAUAUACAGUACAGCAGAUAUUAUACAAUGGAAAUGUGAAUAUUGUUUUUUUUUUCAUAACCACUGAUAUCUUUUCUCUUGUCAUUUCAGAAUCAUUUGGCAAAUAAUUCAAACAAUUUACAACUAUAUAUAUGACAAAAUCUUUAGAUUCGCUUAUUUUAUCAGUUCAAAGCGCAUCCAACAUGAAACAGAUCAGUACUUUUUUGAAAAAGAGGAUAUUGAAAAACAGGAUGAAAAGCUUGAUGAACCGGAUUUCCCUAAACUCGGCAAAUGUUGCUCAAUACUUCUUAUUAUUGCACUUGCUUUCCUUAUGGCAGUGAGUAAUACGGACAACAUCAUUUAUAAAUCUGUCCGUCCCUACAUAGAAGAGGAAUUCGAAAUAACGGACUUUUAUUCGUCAGUUAUAACUCUAAUGUUUGUUGGCAGCUGUGCAACCAUGGCCCCGAUAUUAUUUUAUUUCUGGAGUACCUUCACCGGACUAAGAGUAAUAUCAGGAAUUGUCGCCGUAAUGGUCAUGUUCGGCAUUGGCAGUACUUUAGUUUCAGAGAAGUCAUUCUGGACGUUUGUGUUACUUCGAAGUCUCAUGGAAUCCGUAAAAAGCCAUUAUUUAGCUGCUGCUCCAAUGCUGGUAGCAGAACUUUUUGAUACUGACCAACGACAUUGA
Messenger RNA from Xenopus laevis (African clawed frog), 683 nucleotides. Its product is annotated as protein spinster homolog 1-like. The record is from RefSeq and is a predicted model, not a curated record. The transcript is spliced from 5 exons. The coding region runs from base 330 to 683 and encodes 117 amino acids. Lineage: Eukaryota; Metazoa; Chordata; Amphibia; Anura; Pipidae.